Messenger RNA from Necator americanus (New World hookworm), 231 nucleotides. RefSeq lists its product as uncharacterized. Bases 1 to 231 code for a protein of 76 amino acids. NCBI's taxonomy places the organism in Eukaryota, Metazoa, Nematoda, Chromadorea, Rhabditida, Ancylostomatidae. The transcript is spliced from 3 exons. The record is from RefSeq and is a predicted model, not a curated record.
AUGUUUAGUCUGAAAGAUGAAAAAGAAACAGCAACCCUGGAAAUAACAAUCGAUAACACUAUAUUUCCAACCCAGCACUCCUCACGCUUUGAAGGGACAUCUUCAACGUCACUCAAGAAACUUGAGAACAUCUUGGAUGACAAUGGCGAGGGAACGAAACGAGUGGAAGAGAUGCUGAGGCCCGCACGUCCAGAACUGAAUAAGUGUAACCUUAUCAACGACAUCAUUUGA